Molecule: messenger RNA, 1197 nt
Organism: Insectozyma verbasci
Lineage: Eukaryota; Fungi; Ascomycota; Pichiomycetes; Serinales; Debaryomycetaceae
Source: the annotation of a GenBank genome assembly
AUGGAUGAUUUUGAUAGACAUGUAAACAAUGAGAUAGAAUUUAGUCAUAAAUCAACUAAAGGGAUCAAAGUACAUCGUACUUUUGAAAGUAUGAAGUUAAAACUGGAAUUAUUAAAAGGUAUUUAUGGUUAUGGUUUUGAAGCACCCUCCUCUAUUCAGUCAAGAGCUAUUAUGCAAAUUAUUUCUGGUAAAGAUACUAUAGCUCAAGCUCAGUCAGGUACUGGUAAAACUGCUACUUUUUCAAUUGGAAUGUUACAAGUAAUAGAUACAAAAUCAAAAGAAUGUCAAGCAUUAAUAUUAUCACCAACUAGAGAAUUGGCUGUUCAAAUUCAAAAUGUGGUGAAACAUUUAGGUGAUUAUAUGAAUAUUCAUACUCAUGCAUGUAUUGGAGGUAAAAAUGUUGGUGAAGAUGUUAAGAAAUUACAACAAGGUCAACAAAUUGUAAGUGGCACUCCAGGUAGAGUAUUAGAUGUUAUAAAAAGACGUAAUUUAUCAACUAGAAAUAUUAAAAUAUUGAUUCUAGAUGAGGCUGAUGAAUUAUUUUUGAAAGGUUUUAAAGAACAAAUUUAUGAAAUUUAUAAAGCAUUACCACCUAGUGUUCAAGUUGUUGUUGUUUCAGCUACUUUACCAAAAGAAGUUCUAGAAAUGACAAGUAAGUUUCAGACUGAUCCAGUUAAAAUAUUAGUUAAACAAGAUGAGAUAUCAUUAUCUGGAAUAAAACAAUACUAUAUCCAAUGUGAACAAGAAAGUUGGAAAUUUGAUACAUUAUGUGAUUUAUAUGAUAAUUUAACAAUUACACAAGCUGUUAUAUUCUGUAAUACUAAAAUAAAAGUAAAUUGGUUAGCAGAUCAAAUGAAAAAACAAAAUUUCACAGUUGUAUCAAUGCAUGGUGACAUGAAACAAGAUGAAAGGGAGUCAAUUAUGAAUGAUUUUAGAACAGGUAAUUCACGAGUAUUAAUAUCGACAGAUGUCUGGGCUAGAGGAAUUGAUGUUCAACAAGUGUCAUUAGUUAUAAAUUAUGAUUUACCAAAUGAUAAAGAGAAUUAUAUACAUAGAAUAGGAAGGUCUGGAAGAUUUGGAAGAAAAGGUACAGCUAUUAAUUUAAUUACCAAAGAUGAUGCUUCAACCCUAAAAGACAUUGAGAUCCAUUAUUCUACUAGAAUAAGAGAAAUGCCAGUAAAUUUAACUGAUAUUUAA